AGAAGCGCAUAAGAGGAAGCAAACAACGGAAAGGAAGUCUAUUUAAAGAAGUCACUGCUAAAGUUUCACACCAGACCUUUUAAUGAACGUUUUUACGAUAUUUCAAGUCCACGGAAAUACAGAGAGUAAAGUAUUUUCAAGAAAACCUUUGUAAAUGUUCAAGGAUAUUGGCUCAUUGCAUUUCCUUUAAUCUCACAGGACUCUCCUGAGCCAGUUACUUUAAACACAUCAGCUUACAUCUUGUUUUAUUUUUCCUCAUAAUUAUAAUAAUUAGCUUUACUCCAUAUACAAAUGAACAUUUACAGAUGGCAAAUGCUAUCUAACAAAGUUACGAAUACCAGACUAAGUGAGGCUAAAGCAACAAACACUUUGAGUGUAUAAAACACAUACAUUUUAUGGCCCGUCAAUACAAAAUGUGUCAUUUGUAAGCGAGAAAGAUUGUUCUUAUUUCCUCUUUUUUUCAAUUCCAUCGUCUCACAAGGACACAAUGAGGGCCCAGAUUUCACGAAUUGUUGUAUACCUGGUGUAUUUGUGAUAUGUGAAGCCUUUAGUUUGGUUGUACGACAACAUAAGGGGAUUUAAAAUCAUGUCUUGUUCAAAAAUAAAUUGGAGUUCAGAUAUUAUCUUUCCCCAACUUCCCUUUAAACUUUAAAACAGAUGUAUAUACCGAUGUUAAAAUAUGCAUAAUUUCAUAGAUAAGAGUAUUGCUAUGUUAUGAUGUUAGCGGAGAUGAUUUGGCAUCCCGCCAUGCAGCUAUUUACUGUACCUGUCCUAAAUAUUGAAUUGUGGAGGAUGGUCUUCAAUAAUUACAGAAUUUGACAAAACAACAGAAAGGCUUUUAUUCCCAACUAAACAUAAUAAAAAGAAAAACAUUUCUACAGACAUAAAAAAAUAUUUAAAAUAAAUUGGCCACUUGGUUUCGGAAGAAAUAGUUCACCAAAAAAAAGAUGUUUAAACAUUUUUGUAAGCUUACAAAGCACGAUAUUCAUGUUUUAACCCUCCUGUUACCUUCACAUUUACUAACAUAUUUUACCCUCGGGGUCAAUUUGACCCCAGCAAUUAAAACCUCCAGAAAAUUAUUAGAAUUAAUAUUGUUUCCCAAGUUUAAGUGUGAGGUACUUUAUGUUUGUUUGUUGACUACCUAAAUAGCCCUUUAAAUAUAUAAAAAAGUUGAUAUUUCUUAUAUGUUUGACACAGUGAAAAACAGCCUGGGGUCAAAUUGACCCCAAAGAACACCGACGUUAAACAUUGAAUGGGGUCAAAUUGAUCCUAAAGGUAACAGGAGGGUUAAGUUCAUCACCAAAAGAGUUCCAUAAAUAAAGUCCACAAUAUGUGUUUUGGUGCGAUUUAGUUGGCAGAUGGCCUAAAAGUGACUAAAGCUGGGAGUCAACACGGCUCUGAUAGAUGGCCACCGUCUCUCUGUGGCAUGGCCGGCUAUUUACACUGUAAGCUCUGCACUGUUUACGUUUGGACUUCUUUUCGGCGAUAAAAAAGAUUUAAAGGAGGUUGUUUUUGCAGAGAUGUGCUAGAACCAGAACAAUCUAAAGCAAAUCCAACAUGAUUCAAGUCUCACCGGGUAGAAGGAGCCAUAUUUGGAACCUAACUGGCUCAUAUGCAAGAGAAUAUACCAUUACUUUCCCUCCCACGCGCACCACUGCAUGAUGGUGCUUCAGCCUUAUCUGCUCUCCGGGUCUCCUCGGCUCAGGCGGCUCGGCCCUGAAGUGAUCACUGGGGGCCGGUGUCUUCCUCUGUGUCACACUGCUUAAAAUCUGGGUUAGCUACAGCGCAGCACCCAGGGGGAGGCUCUUUGCCAUGUCUCCCUGUCAAAUGGACACAGUGUGGGAAGAGAGGAGGGGGGGGGUGCAGACUCAGCACAGAAGUGCAGUGUGUCAGGGCCUGCAGCAUAAGAGAGUCCUGGCUACGUUCACCCAUUUGUUUUGCAUAUAGACACAUAUGCACAGUCAUAGCUACACAUCCCUCAAGACACAUCGGAUGCUGUGGGUGACGGCGUAUUAAAUACAGCAGGCACACAGCCAGUCACCUCUUGCAUUGUGUCUCUCGUUGGAUCGGACACUAACAAAUUCCCCUCUUGUCGCCGGAAGCCGAGCUGGAGUGCCGGCGCAGGCACCUGUUGCAGCAGAGCAGGCGAGGCGUGAUAGAAAUGCUUGUUUACACGAGAGAGAGAGUGAUCGGUGUGAAAACAAAAAGCUGCAGGUGACGGAGUGACGAACACUCGACAGAAUGACGAGUGGAGGAAAAAGACAAGGGGAAGCUUCACACACUGUGGCGGCUGCUGUUUUCCUCGUUUUCUUGACGAAAAAAGGCAGAAAUGCAUUAAAAAUCCUGAACGUUCCUAAGAUUUAUUCCACAAAUAUCCCAUGAAAGUGAGGAUACUGUCACUCAUAACAUAAUUAUGUGUGUGUUAUGUUGCUAUAUUUUAGCUUGGCAAGCGUUUUUGGUAUUUUGUGGGUUGAAUUAUGUUGUCUAGGUUUCAUAGAAUACUAUUGCAGCGAGCAGCAGCAUUUGAAUUGCGUGAAUAUCUUUAAAAAAGAAGACACAACAAUACUUACACGCAUGCAGUGAGUUCAGGCUCGUUAACUCACUCCUCCAAGUGUUGCUUCAUGCCCAGCUGUGUCCAAUUAACUGAUUGGGUCAUUGCUUAUGUUGUGGAAAGUAGUCCACAUGUGUACAUAUUUAAGAAGAAUAUAUUUAAAAAAGACCUAUUCCAUAAUGAAAAUAAUUUUUCUAAUUCUUCAUUAAUGGUCAUACUAGCACAUCUCAUGGUUUUCUGAUGUUGGACACGGUUAAAAGCUCCAGGAACACCUCCACAGUGAAUGUUUUAUCAAGAGUUCUUUUGAGAAUUAAGUUUUAAUGAACCUUUAAACAUAUUUAUGGAAUUUGUAGGAUUUAAAGCCCCUUACUGCUAAUAAAUCAACCGUUGCUGCUUGAGGCGAUACAUCUAGUCAUUAUUAUAAAUAUGAUUAUCACAUUGUUAUUGCUCAUUCACCUGCUUUGUUGUUGCUUUUCAUUGACAUAGUUGUAAUAAAAUGCCAUAAAACUGGUCAAAUGCGAUGAAACCAUGACCAUAUCAAUUGUUUCUUCCAUCGUGGAUGCAAACGUUUAAAAUCAGAUAAUUCUUCAUAUUUCAUCUGCCACGCGUUCGCCCGUCUGACCCCGAUUUGGUCGUGUGGGUUGAAUGUUUCUUUUGUCAGAAUAAAAGUGCCCCGAGCAGCCAUCGAGGGAUUCCCGUGGCCUUACACUGCCUCACAGCCUGCUGCUGAUGAGGUUUUAUAGAGUUACAAAAUAAAAAAUAAAAUAAAAGGUUUUGUUUUCAACCUCUGCACCAGAGGUGGAUAAGGCGCUCUGAGCUGUUUAUUAUCGUGGUUUAUAAAGGGGGGGGGGGGAAUAUAGUUUGCAUACUGUGAAUUGUUUCCAUCCCCACCACAAGUAGUUAAUUUUUAAGCAAUACAAUCUGAUGUAAAUCUGGGCAUGGCUGCGGCAGAUUUUCCCAACCCCCCUCUCUCAAUCCCUCCCCAACACUCGCGCACGCACACGCACACUGCUGCUCCACCAAAAAUAUUUUUUUAUACAACGGUGGGGGCUCCGGAGAAUAUAAGGUGGCCAUAUUUGAUAGAUUUGUGUCGGGCUCUGCAAUGCAGAGAGAGAGGAAGAGAGAGAAAGAGAAAGAGAGAGAAAGAGAGAGAGAGAGUUGUUGUGUGUGAUGUUGCAAGUGACACCGACAACAGGCAAGUUUGAUUCGGACUUGGAGGGGGGGGGGAGUAACACACAAGUAACACACAAGUAACAAUGUAACUUACAUGCAGUCACACACCCCUUUCUCUUGUAACAAUGUGUACGUUUUUAAGGAGGGAGGGGGCGCGCACAAGGGAGAAGGAGAGACGGAGAGAGAUAGAGAAAAGAGGAGGGGGGUGCGUUCUGAAAUAAUAGUCAGCCAUUUUUUAUGUAAGGGGAUUUUUUUUCUUAUUGGGGGGGUUGUUAAAAAAUAAAUAUAAGAGGGCGGCCAUCUUUGUUGCUCUGCCUAGUGUAAAAUAUUUCAAAACGCCCCCCACUUUUUUUUCCGUGCCGAUUUGAAUAUUAAAUAAAUAUCACACAUUCGGGGCAAGAAUACGCUUUUUUGAAUACGAGGACGGAUCCGAUGACGGGAAUAUAAUAAUGUCCUCUCCUCUCCGGUCCUGUGAGGAAGACGAGGGCAUGGUGGUUAAUUCCGAAGGAGGCGAUUUUGAUGAAGAAGACGACGACGGAGACGGAGACCAGAACGCAAGCGACAUAAACUCGCCGGCGGCGCCUCGGGAAACUGCAACACCAGCCGCGGCGCCAGCCGAAGAGCCCAAGAUACCAGACAGAGACGUCCCGUGCAAAAAGAAAGGACGACCGAAGAAAAAGAAGGACACAAAGAAGAAAGACAAAGAGUUGAAACCGGUGAAAGCAAAAAAACGCAAGAAGAUUGGCACUGAUGUAGAGAGAGACUCGGACCGAGAAAGAGACUUCGGAGAGAACUCGGACAGCGUCGUCAGCGACUAUGGCUCCGGAGAGAAAAAGAAGAAGAAGAAACAUAAAGAAAGGAAGGAGAAGAAAACCAAGAAGAAGAAAAAGGUCGAUGGGGACAGCAGCCAAGAGGAAACCAUCAAGCCAAUAGAGCAGAAGACGUCAGCGCAGCUGGCGAAGGAGUGGGGUCUGGAGGAUGUUGAUCAUACCUUCACAGAGGAGGACUACAGGGAACUCACCAACUACAAGGCCUUCAGCCAGUUCACGAGACCGUUGAUCGCCAAGAAGAAUCCUAAGAUCCCCAUGUCGAAGAUGAUGACCAUCCUGGGGGCCAAGUGGAGAGAGUUCAGCACUAACAACCCCUUCAAGGGCAACGCGGCCGCGGUGGUGGCGGCGGCCGCGGCUGCCGCGAUCGCCGUCGCCGAGCAGGUCUCUGCAGCGAACGCCUCGCCUCCGCCGCCGCAACCGCCGCCGCAACCGGUCAGAAAGGCCAAGACGAAAGAGGGCAAAGGCCCUGGCUUUAAAAAGCGCAGUAAAAGUCCUCGAGUGCCAGACAAGAAAAAGGCUGCGGCGGCCAAGGCUAAAAAGAUGGCGCCCAUCCGCAUCAAACUAUCGCCGAUAGGCGCCAAGAGGAAGAAGAGUUGCUCGAGCGAGGACGUGGAGGAGGACGAGUCCGAGCAGGAGGACUCCAGCGUCCACAGCUCGUCCGUUCGCUCCGACAGCUCCGGGCGCGUCAAGAAGAACAAGCCGGGCCGGCCCGCCAAGCGGAAGAAGAAAAGCACAAUCCCGGGGGAGGAGGAGGGGGGCGACGGCUACGAGACGGAUCAUCAGGACUACUGCGAGGUGUGCCAGCAGGGCGGGGAGAUCAUCCUGUGCGACACUUGUCCUCGAGCUCACCACCUCGUCUGCCUCGAGCCCGAGCUGGACAAGGCCCCCGAGGGCAAGUGGAGCUGCCCGCACUGCGAAAAAGAGGGAAUCCAGUGGGAAGCAAAGGACGAGGACUUUGAGGACUUCGAGGAGGAGAGCGAGGACAAAGUGAUAUCCGAGGUCAGCGUCGGGGUCCCCGUCGAGGUGGAGGACGAGGACGACGACCACAUGGAGUUCUGUCGGGUGUGUAAAGACGGGGGGGAACUGUUGUGCUGCGACACCUGCACCUCCUCCUACCACAUCCACUGCCUCAACCCGCCGCUGCCAGAGAUCCCCAACGGAGAGUGGCUGUGUCCGCGAUGCACGUGUCUGCCAAUCAAAGGGCGAGUCCAGAAGAUCCUCCACUGGCGAUGGGGCGACCCUCCGCCCCCCAUCCCCAUCCCCACCGCUCCUGACGCUCCGCCCGAUGCCCCCCCGCCGCCACCAUUGAAGGGCCGAGCCGACAGGGAGUUCUUCGUCAAGUUGAUGGGGCAGUCCUACUGGCACUGCACCUGGGUCACUGAGCUGCAGGUCGAGAUCUUCCACUCUGUGAUGCACAGAAACUACCAGAGGAAGACGGACAUGGACGAGCCUCCCUGCCUGGAUUACGGGUCGGGCGCGGAGGACGAGAACGCCGUGGGAAAGAACGAGAAGAGGAGGGCCAAGGACCCCCAGUACGCCAUCAUGGAAGACAAGUACUACAAAUAUGGCAUCAAGCCCGAGUGGAUGAUGAUCCACCGCAUCAUCAACUACAGCGUGGAUAAGAAGGCGACGUACCACUACCUGGUCAAGUGGAGAGACCUGACCUAUGACCAGUGCACCUGGGAGAGAGAUGACCUGGACAUCCCCGACUUUGCUACUUACAAAGGCAACUACUGGAGACACAGAGAUGCGACAACGAAGGAGGACGCGGAGAAACCCCGGAGGAUGAGGAGCAAGACCCAGGAGGGCGAAGAGGAGCCUCUGGCCUCUCCGGUAACUGAUCCAACGAUAAAAUACGAGGAGCAGCCCGACUUUGUCACGUCGACCGGCGGGACGCUGCACCUGUACCAGCUGGAGGGUCUGAACUGGCUCCGGUUCUCCUGGGCUCAGGGCACAGACACCAUCCUGGCCGACGAGAUGGGCCUCGGCAAGACCAUCCAGACCAUCGUCUUCCUCUACUCGCUCUUCAAAGAGGGCCACACCAAAGGUCCGUUCCUGGUCAGCGCUCCGCUCUCCACCAUCAUCAACUGGGAGAGGGAGUUUGAGAUGUGGGCGCCCAACUUCUACGUGGUGACGUACACGGGAGACAAGGACAGCCGAGCCGUCAUCAGAGAGAACGAGUUCUCCUUCGACGACACGGCCGUCAAGGGAGGGAAGAGGGCCUUCAAACUGAGGAGAGACGCUCCGAUCAAGUUCCACGUGCUGCUGACCUCCUAUGAGCUGGUGACCAUCGACCAGACGGCGCUCAAGUCCAUCGACUGGGCGUGUCUGGUGGUGGACGAGGCCCACCGCCUCAAGAACAACCAGUCCAAGUUUUUCAGGCGUCUGAACGACUAUAAGAUCGACCACAAGCUGCUGAUGACUGGAACUCCUCUCCAGAACAACCUGGAGGAGCUGUUUCACCUGCUCAACUUCCUCACACCGAACCGCUUCAAUAACCUUGAAGGCUUCCUGGAAGAGUUUGCCGACAUCUCCAAGGAGGACCAGAUCAAGAAGCUCCACGACCUGCUGGGGCCGCACAUGCUGCGCAGGCUGAAGGCCGACGUCUUCAAGGACAUGCCGUCCAAGACCGAGCUGAUCGUCCGAGUGGAUCUGAGCCCGAUGCAGAAGAAAUAUUACAAGCUGAUUCUGACCAAGAACUUUGAGGCUCUGAACUCGAAAGGUGGAGGAAACCAGGUCUCCCUGCUCAACAUCAUGAUGGACCUAAAGAAGUGCUGCAACCACCCCUACCUCUUCCCCGUCGCCUCCAUCGAAGCUCAAAGAACUCCAAACGGUGCUUACGAGGGGUCGGCCCUCAUUAAGGCCUCUGGGAAACUGACGCUGAUGCAGAAGAUGCUGAGGAAACUCAAAGAUCAGGGCCACCGAGUAUUGGUCUUCUCACAGAUGACUAAAUUGUUGGAUUUACUAGAAGAUUUCCUGGACCAUGAAGGUUACAAGUAUGAAAGGAUCGAUGGAAGCGUCACAGGGGCGAUGAGACAAGAGGCCAUCGACCGCUUCAACGCUCCUGGUGCUUGUCAGUUCUGUUUCCUGCUCUCCACCAGAGCCGGAGGUCUGGGCAUCAACUUGGCCACCGCGGACACGGUCGUCAUCUUCGACUCCGACUGGAACCCUCACAACGACAUCCAGGCGUUCAGUCGAGCCCACCGCAUCGGGCAGGCCAACAAGGUGAUGAUCUACCGCUUUGUGACGCGAGCCAGCGUGGAGGAGCGCAUCACCCAGGUGGCCAAGAGGAAGAUGAUGCUGACCCACCUGGUGGUCCGGCCAGGUCUGGGAUCCAAAGCCGGCUCCAUGAGCAAACAGGAACUGGACGACAUCCUCAAGUUUGGAACAGUGGAGCUCUUCAAAGAUGAAGUAGAACGCAUGAAGAACAGCUCGGGGGACAAAGGCGACGACGAGGGCAGCGUGAUCCACUACGACAACGUGGCCAUCGAGCGGCUGCUGGACCGCAGCCAGGACGCCACGGAUGACUCGGAGGUCCAGAACAUGAACGAGUACCUCAGCUCCUUCAAAGUGGCCCAGUACAUGGUCCGAGAGGAGGAUAAGGUGGAGGAGGUGGAGCGGGAGAUCAUCAAGCAGGAGGAGAACGUGGAUCCGGAUUAUUGGGAGAAGCUGUUGCGGCACCACUACGAGCAGCAGCAGGAGGACCUGACCAGCAAGCUGGGCAAAGGCAAGAGGAACCGCAAGCCCGUCAACUACAACGACGCCGCUCAGGAAGACCAAGGUAGGGACUGGGGGCGUGGACCCGGCGCCGUGUGGACCAGUAGCUCAAAGUGGCAUGCUGACAUUUCAGAUAACCAGUCCGAGUAUUCAGUGGGCUCCGAGGAGGAGGACGAGGACUUUGACGACCGGCCGGAAGGUCGAAGACAUUCCCGUCGCCAGUUGAGGAAUGAGAAGGAUAAACCUCUGCCUCCACUUCUGGCCAGAGUGGGAGGCAACCUUGAGGUGCUGGGCUUCAACACACGCCAGCGGAAGGCUUUCCUGAACGCGGUGAUGCGCUGGGGGAUGCCGUCCCAGGACGCGUUCUCCUCUCAGUGGCUGGUCAGAGACCUCAGGGGCAAGUCGGAGAAAGAGUUCAAAGCGUACGUGUCUCUCUUCAUGCGUCACUUGUGCGAGCCGGUGGCCGACGGAGCGGAGACGUUCGCGGACGGCGUGCCGAGGGAGGGCCUGUGCCGCCAGCCGGUGCUCACGCGCAUCGGCGUCAUGUCUCUCGUCAAGAAGAAGAUCCAGGAGUUUGAGCACAUUAACGGGCAGUGGAGUCUUCCAGAGCUCAAGUCUGAGGUCCUCAUAGACAAGUCCUCCUCCAGGGCCUCCUCUCCUGCCGUGAAGACCACCACGCCCACCUCCGAGGCCAGCUAUAACAACACACCUUGCACCUCCAAGCCAGCGACCCCUGCUCCAUCAGACAAGCUGGAAAAGAAUGGAAAGGAGGGAGAGAAGGAGGAGGAGAAAGAGGAAAGCGAAGCCCAGGCUGAUAAAGAGAGAGUGAAGGAGAAGGAAGAGGGGAAAGAGGGGGGCAGCAACAGGACUGCAGACCCCGACGAGCUUUCCUCUUUGACUAAAGACGUGGCACAAAACGUGUCCCCUUGUCAAAGAAACGACGGCAAAGAGGACAGCGACCUGAAAGAGGAGGGGAAGAGAGGAGUUGACAUUCUCUCCGCCACGACGGAGGAGAAAAAAGCACAGGAGGAGAGCAAAGAGGAGACGAAACAGGACGCAGAGGUCAAGGAAGAGAAAUCGGAAGGAGGAAAGACGGAGGGGGAGGAGAAGGAAAAAGAAAAGCGGGAGGAGACACCGACGGCAGCUGAAGCGACGGACGCCACGGAUAAGGCCGAGGUGUCGGCCGUGAAGAAAGAGGAGGUGAAAGGCGAGACGGAUGCCGGGAGAGAAGUCAGAGCAGCCAAAGAGGAUGCGCCCAAGGCCGACCUGAGGCCCCCCCCCGUGGAGCGGCCUCGCUUCAUGUUCAACAUCGCAGACGGCGGCUUCACCGAGCUGCACACUCUGUGGCAGAACGAGGAGCGGGCGGCCAUCUCUUCGGGGAAGAUGAACGAGAUCUGGCACCGCCGACACGACUUCUGGCUGCUGGCGGGAAUCGUGAUUCACGGCUACGCCCGGUGGCAGGACAUCCAGAACGACCCCCAGUUCGCCAUCGUCAAUGAGCCUUUCAAAUCACAGGCGAAUAAAGGCAACUUCCUGGAGAUGAAGAACAAGUUCCUGGCUCGACGCUUCAAGCUGUUGGAGCAGGCGCUGGUCAUAGAGGAGCAGCUGCGACGGGCCGCCUACCUGAACAUGACCCAGGACCCCAGCCACCCGGCCAUGGCGCUCAACGCACGCUUUACGGAGAUGGAGUGCCUCGCCGAGUCACACCAGCACCUCAGCAAGGAGUCGCUGGCGGGCAACAAGCCGGCCAGCGCCGUCCUGCACAAAGUGUUGAACCAGCUGGAGGAGCUGCUGUGUGACAUGAAGGCCGACGUGACCCGGCUACCGGCCACGCUGGCCAGAGUCCCGCCCAUCGCCGCCCGCCUGCAAAUGUCCGAGAGGAGCAUCCUCAGCCGGCUGGCGAGCAAGGGCACUGAGAUGCACACCCCCCCGCCCAUCCCUUCAGGACCCUACGCCACCCCUCACAACUACGGAGCCCCCUUCACCCCCGCACCCCCUAGCGCCCUACUCAUGGGAGGAGCCAACUACGGUCACAUGUCGCCCGGAUCCUUCAUAUCAGUGUUGAACGGGCCGUCCAUGUCUGUGAAGAAGGAGUGGGAGGCCGAGCUGCUCGUCAACCGGCAGGAGCAGCGCAGCGGAGAGGUCAUCUGCAUCGACGACUAGGCUGCACACACACACACACACACACACACUGAAAACCAUCUGUUACAAGAUAUCGUGGUAAACGCUGUUCAGAACAUUGGACUACACAAACAGUAUUAAAACUAAUUGAUUGACUAAGGGUGCACUCAUUGACCCGCUUGUUAUUGUACUUCACACACACAGACACACACACACACAUAUAUUCACGCCUCUGAAACUUUGCAGACUGGUACACCCCUAAAAACUACAAUCACACACACAUACAUACAGUGCAUAAACACACACACACACACAUAUACAGUGCAUACGAUCCAUAUUGUUUCAUAACUUCUUGUGACCUUUUCUCGUCUGCCUCAAACCAUUAUACUCCUCAUAAGUGGGCCUCUUCACACAGGCCUCCUCCUCUUGGGAUGCGUCUAACCUCACACACACACACACACACACACAACGCUCAACCAACCUCAAUCCGAGAAACCUUUAGAUCUCACAAUAAACCAUUUAAUCCUCCUCCUCACGUCAGGAAGCUGCAUGUAAAACUAAAAUAAUUUCUUCCGCCUCACUCCAUCCCCCUGACGCAUGCGCUAGUCACAACAAUGCUGUCUCGUGGAAAGGGGGGAACACAAUUAUAAAUUGGCGUCAAGCUGUGCCUACAGUCGUUUUAAUUCUGUUUCCAAUUCUCCCAGAAGUCCGAGCAGCUCCUGGUUUUUUUCUUUCUUUUAUCAGAGGUACAUGUUCGGAUGAAAACAAGCGCAGAUACGAUAACUAUAUUCAGGACUUGUUUGACCACAUUACUUAUUUGCCCCACCCCGCUUCCCGGGUUCUAGUUUAUGUAAAGAGCUUUGAGGUAUUUUGGGGGUUAUGAUGCUAUUUUUCAGUAACCUCAUAUGAAUGUUUAUUACCUUUUUAAUAAGAAAGUCAGUGUUAUUAAAACCCAUCCAUCACCUUGAACUCUCCUCUUGAUGACCCUCUCCUCCCUCCCCCCCCCCCACCCACAAGUUUCUAUUUCUUUCUACAAAAUCCUGUGAUAUACUUUGCAUAUUUAAACAGCUCAUUCGUGUUCUCUUGUGUUUUUACUCCCGCGAUUAUGAGCAUUGUCGUCGUCGUCGAUGUCGCUGUCGUUCUCGCCGUCGCUGUUUGAGAAAGAGCUUCUACCAAAAGAGACAUUUUUUUUUUGUUUUGUAAGGAUAAACGAUGGGAAAACGAUACAGUGUGUGCGACACGCCAACGCACCACUUCGCCAUGUUUGUCCCAUAAUUACAAGAGAACACAAACGAAGAAGUUGAGCUAACUUCAGAGGUAGAAGAUAUAUUACAAGAAAACGUGCUUUUCUUGCUUACUUUUUAGAUUUGGGGCUUGCAAAUGACAUAUACAUAUUUAGAUAAUAGGCCAUAUGUAACCCUAAAUGCUUCUAUGGGCAGAGAGAAAAUGUAUACUAUCUUACAUGAGUUAAAAGACACAGUUAUUAUCUGGAAAAUCGAAGGCUGGAAAUCCAUUUUAUAUACCGCAUCAUUAAAAAAAACGCCUUAAACAUAGCGGAAGAAAUGUAAAAUCAUCAAACUGAAUUAAGAACCUGAUGUCAACCUGUAAAUCCAAGUCAGAGUCUGCUUUUAAGUUACACACAUUUAAAAACAGAUAGUUACUGUAGGAGUUAAUUUAUCUCAUGAACCCAGGACAUUUUGCGCUGAUCUUUCCAGGUAUUAAGUUUUAAAAAUUGUGUUUCAUAUCAAAGUUUUUGCAACCCCUGAACUAAAAUGUUCAAAAGCACUUAGUUCUUUUUUCCACUUUUAUUUUGUCCUCUCUCCAGAUUUCUGUGUUGAUUUCUAGGUAUCUCGUGUCACUGUAUGUCGUGGUGCCGAUGAACUGAUGAGUGGCAGUGAAACAUGUCGAUGAUGAUGCAUCUUUUUUUUCUUUCUUUCUUUUUUUGUUUGUAAUAAAACUGAAUGAAAUGAUACAAAG
Messenger RNA from Pseudoliparis swirei, 12369 nucleotides. RefSeq names its product chromodomain helicase DNA binding protein 3 (gene chd3). Gene Ontology annotation, biological process: negative regulation of transcription by RNA polymerase II; chromatin remodeling. NCBI's taxonomy places the organism in Eukaryota, Metazoa, Chordata, Actinopteri, Perciformes, Liparidae. Gene Ontology annotation, molecular function: histone binding; ATP hydrolysis activity; ATP-dependent chromatin remodeler activity. The transcript has 40 exons. Gene Ontology annotation, cellular component: chromatin; nucleus; NuRD complex. The coding region runs from base 4174 to 10434 and encodes 2086 amino acids. The record is from RefSeq and is a predicted model, not a curated record.